This is a messenger RNA of Rhipicephalus microplus (southern cattle tick), 1709 nucleotides long. RefSeq lists its product as uncharacterized. Gene Ontology annotation, cellular component: chitin-based extracellular matrix. Gene Ontology annotation, molecular function: structural constituent of chitin-based larval cuticle. The record is from RefSeq and is a predicted model, not a curated record. NCBI's taxonomy places the organism in Eukaryota, Metazoa, Arthropoda, Arachnida, Ixodida, Ixodidae.
UGCCAGCAGUGGUGGAACGAAGAAAACAGGGUUUUAAAGUCUGAGCGACCCGGUGACAAACCACUCGGAGUAUAACGGCCCGAUCCGGAUAUACCGUCGGUGGCGUGGAGCAACUCGCAGUGGAAAUCAUGAAGGUGCUGCUGCUCUGCCUCUUCCUGUUCCUAAGGGAAGCCAGCUGCGGAGUGAUUGAGGCACCAGCUUACAGCUCGGCCCUUGUCCCAGAGACUGGAACGUCUUCACAGUACCGGUCUCAAGAUGUUCAUGGAAACUACCAAUUUGGCUACGAAGAGAAGCACACGUCGGGCGGUUCCUUCCGCGAAGAAACCGGAGACGCGUACGGCAACAAAUACGGCUCGUACGGCCUCACUGACGCCGACGGUCGCGUGCGGAUCGUCAAGUACGUGGCGGACGCUAACGGCUUUCGCGUCAUUGUGAACACGAAUGAACCGGGAACUGCGCCCUCGACUCCCGCCGCAGCCUCCAUCAACGUACCGCAGGAGCCCGUCGUCCCCGCGCCCGUCGCUACCGCUGCAGCAGCUCCCGUUGCCACCGUGGUUGCGGCACCGGCUCCAGUCGUAAACACCAUCGUCCCCGCCGCUUCAGCGGUGUCUGCUGCAGAAGCUAACGUAGCCACCGUGGUUGCGGCACCGGCUCCAGUCGUAAAGACCAUCGUCCCCGCCGCUUCAGCGGUGUCUGCUGCAGAAGCUAACGUAGCCACCGUGGUUGCGGCACCGGCUCCAGUCGUCAAGACCAUCGUCCCCGCCACUCCAGUGGUGACUGCUGCGGCAGCACCGGCAGUGGUCGCGGCGCCCCCUCCAGCAGUGGUCGCGGGUCCUGCUCCAGCUAUUGUCGCACCCCCCGCUCCCGCUACCGUGGUAACGGCUCCAGCGACGGUCACGACAAUCAGAAGGUUUGUGCCGACCUCGAUCUUCCCAGGGCCGGCUCACGCUCCGGUAUUGCAGCCCGCCCCUGCUGUACCAGCUGUUCCCGUGUUCGGAUACCGCCGUGCCGUAGCAACAGCUCCAGUUGUGGCCUCUACAGCAGCGGCAGUGUCGUACUCGAGCGGAUUCGUGCCAUCACUGCCGUACGCCGGCUCGGUACCACCGCCGCCUGUUCGUAAAGUGAUCGUUCGCAAGGUCAUUCCAGCUGGCUACGGAGGCGGAUACGGGCUGCUGCGAGGCGCGGCUACGUCGUAUGGUGCUCCGGCUGUGGUGCCGGCUCCGGCCAUCUUCGGGGCAAGGCUGACGACGGGUGCUCCUUGGCACACGUAUGGCGGACAGGGCGUGGUGACAAACUUCGCGGGCAAGCCUCUCGAUUACUACGAUCAUCUGGCCAACAAGCUUGGAGCGACGUACCUGCGACGACGCCGAUGAUCGAAUUGUGUGACGCUUACGGAUAUAUAUAAAUAUUUUUUGUCUGAUUUCUUGUUGCUACCACCUGACUCGACUGUGUCCAAUAGUCAUGUCCAACUGCCCAUGUCCACUUCAUUUGCGUCCCUUUUCACAUCCUGUGCAAUAUAGUUUCUCCUGUUCUAAACGUUCAAAGUUUAGUUCAGGAUGCUUGCUCUUCUGACUGUCGUUUAUAUAUUUGUGAGCACUUCUUUCACAUUUUCCAGCCAAUUUUAGCGCUCAUCUUCUCAAGAAGACACAUCUCUGUGUCACUUUACAUGCUUUAUGAGUGUAGCAAAUAAAUGCGCUAUAUAUAUCGGC